ACUUGACACCGCUUAGCUGUUAGCUCACAACAAUGCGGAGGUGCAGCGAUAUUAACCGUUCUUUCAUAUAAAACUAAGCUCCGACGAGGUUGUAACCCGCCCACCAUCACAUCUGGAUGCAGAGACAGCUAAUUCUGUUGACUCAGAGGGCUGUUUGGAUAGGUCGACAACCUUUUGGCACACUUAUCAGGCUGUGGGGAGAGUGUAGAGCCUCUUCUGUGUCUUCAUGCUUCAAACCUACAACUGGUGAUUCGUUGCAGAUUUUCAGGGACAUCCAUCCCUUCUCUGUGGUUAUCCAUAAGAGAAGACUUCUCCAAAACAAUCCUCCCAAUUUCUCCCUACAUCGGUGUUAUUCCAGCGAGCCUGACAUGUCAGAACAAAGGUUCAUAGUGGAGUACGCCAAACGAGGCACCGCAGGAUGCAAGAAAUGCAAGGACAAAAUCCAAAAGGGCAUAGUGCGCAUAGGGAAGAUUGUGCCAAACCCGUUCAGCGAGUCUGCAGGAGAGAUGAAGGAGUGGCAUCAUGUGAAGUGCAUAUUUGAAAAGCUGGAAAGGGCAAGAGCCACCACCAAGAAGAUCGAGGACAUCACAGAUCUGGAGGGCUGGGAGGAGCUGCAGGAUGAAGACAAGGAGAUCAUCAACAAACAUGUGUCAGACCUGAUGGCCAAAGUCAGUUCAACUCCGAAGAAGAAGGUUCAGGCGAAGAUGAACCCCAGCGGCCAGCUAAUGGCUCCUCCUGCUGACCCAUCGCUCAACGCUCCGCGCAAGUUCUCAGGCUUCACGGCCGCCAAGGCAGGCAGCUCCAGCAGCCCAGGACCGUCCUCGUCCCCGUCCCCGUCCCCUGCAAAAGCCAGCCAGGGCAGCGCCUUGUCCAUGCAGCUCUGUGACCCCCAGCACAAGGACUGCCUCCUCAGGGAGUUCCGCAAGCUCUGCGCCACGGUGGCUGAAAACAACAGCUACAACACCAAGACACAGAUCAUUGAACGGUUCCUGAAGAAGGGCUCAGGCGGAGAUAAGUUCCACGGAGAUCUUUACCUGACGGUGAAGCUGCUCCUGCCGGGCGUCAUCAAAAGUGUCUACAACCUCAACGACAAGCAGAUUGUAAAACUUUUCAGUCGCAUAUUCAGAUGUAACCAGGACGACAUGGUGCGCGAUCUGGAACAGGGUGACGUGUCUGAAACAGUGAGGAUGUUCUUUGAGGACAGUAAAUCCUUUCCAGCUGCGUCCAAGAGCCUCCUGACCAUCCAGGAAGUAGACGCAACCCUGACCCGCCUCGCCCAGCUGACCAAGGAGGACGAGCAGCAGACCGAGCUGGAGGAAAUCGCCAAAAAAUGCACCAGUAAUGACCUGAAAUGCAUCAUCCGACUCAUUAAACACGACCUGAAGAUGAACUCUGGAGCAAAGCACGUCUUGGAUGCUGUGGAUCCAAACGCGUACGACGCCUUCAAGGCCUCACGUAACCUAGGUGACGUGAUUGAGCGGGUGUUGAGGAACCAGCAGGAGGCGUCCAACGGGUCAGGACCGAGGAAACUCCUCACUGUGGAGGCCUCGCUCAUGACCCCCGUUCAGCCCAUGUUGGCGGAGGCGUGUAAGUCGGUCGAGUACGCCAUGAAGAAAUGUCCGAACGGCAUGUACUCUGAGAUCAAGUACGACGGAGAACGAGUGCAGGUCCACAAGAACGGAGACAACUUCAGCUACUUCAGCCGCAGCCUCAAACCAGUGUUACCACACAAGGUGGCCCAUUUCAAGGAGUACAUCCCUCAGGCUUUUCCCGGAGGCCACAGCAUGAUAUUGGAUGCUGAAGUCCUCCUAAUUGACACAAACACCAGUAAACCUCUACCUUUUGGGACCCUCGGUGUACACAAGAAAGCGGCCUUUCAAGAUGCCAAAGUGUGCCUUUUUGUCUUUGACUGUAUCUACUUCAACGGCGUCAGUCUCAUGGAGAGGCCUCUGUGUGAACGCAGGAAGUUCCUGCAUGACAACAUGGUGGAAGUUAAAGACAGGAUCCUGUUCUCCGAGAUGAAGCACGUCACUAGGGCUGGAGAUCUGGCGGACAUGAUUACUCGUGUCAUCAGAGAGGGACUGGAAGGUCUGGUGCUGAAGGAUCUAAAGGGGAGCUAUGAACCAGGGAAACGCCACUGGCUGAAGGUGAAGAAGGACUACUUGAACGAGGGGGCGAUGGCCGACACAGCCGACCUGGUGGUGCUGGGAGCCUUCUAUGGGAAAGGCUCAAACGGGGGCAUCAUGUCCAGCUUCCUGAUGGGCUGCUACGACCCGCACUCCAAGAAGUGGUGCACGGUAACAAAGUGCUCCGGGGGCUACGAUGACGCCAUGUUGGCUCGUCUCCAGAAAGAGCUGGAUAUGAUCAAAAUCAGCAAGGACCCGGGCAAAAUCCCAGGCUGGCUGAAAAUCAUCAAGAACUAUUAUCCAGAUUUCCUUAUUCGUGAUCCUGAGCAAGCACCGGUCUGGGAGAUCACAGGAGCAGAGUUUUCUAAAUCAGAGAUGCACACCGCUGAUGGCAUCUCCAUCCGCUUCCCUCGCAUGACCCGCAUCCGUGAUGACAAGGACUGGAAGACGGCCACUAACCUGCCCCGGCUGAAAGAGCUCUACCGCAUCUCAAAGGAGAACUGUGACUUUAAAGUGACCGCCGGACCGUCGACGUCCAACGACGACUCCAAGGGCUCAUCAGGAGGAGACAGCGGAGGAAACUCACCGUCUGUGUCGUCAAGGGGAGGAGCAACAGCCAAGAGGGCCAGCAGCAGCAGCAGAAGCACACCCAAACCAAAGGUGAUCAAAUCAGAGCCUUACAGUCCACCAAAACCAAAGGUGGUCAAGUCGGAGCCUCGCAGUCCGGGCUCUGAAGGACCCAGUGCCAAGAAGGUGAAGAAGAGUGAAAGUGUUCACAGUAACGGACAGAGCAAAGCAAAGUCCACCUCGCAGCUGAUGGAGCCCAGCAAAGACAAGACGCUGCUGGACAUCUUCAGCGGGGUGAAGCUCUUCCUGCCCGUCUCCGUGCAGGACUUCGACAAACUGAGGCGCUACUUCGUGGCGUACGACGGAGACCUGGUCGCCGACUACGACGCCGCCUCGGCCACGCACACACUGGCGGCCGAACCCGCCGAGGACAGCCAGGCUCACAAAGUCUCGCCCAGCUGGAUCUGGGAGUGCAUCCGCAAGAGGCGCGUCGUUCCUCCCUGUUAAUAAAAAAAACAAGAAGACGGCGUUAAGCGGUCUGCACGACGGGACUCUAAAUCCAUGAAGACCAGAAGAACAUGGUCGACUCUUAAGAUCUGGAGACACAGUCCAGAUGUUGACACUUUUUUUUAAACCGAGCUGUGGAGAUUUCUGACAGUGUUUCCUGGUUUCAGCUGAUCUCAGGACAUUUUUUUUAUUUAUUCCACACCGACCUUUUCCUUUGAACACUAACAGUAAACGUUUAGUUUCAAGUUGUUUUGUGUUUUUACCACUUUGAGGUAACUUUGGAGGAUCAUGAAAAUGUGGGAUUGGAUACUAAUUAUCUGAAUACUAAUGAAAAAAGAGGGAGGGGCUACUUCAGCGUACAGAAGUGGACUGUAGACUUAGAUUAUUGUAGUGACAUAAUCAUGACAUCAUGCAGAACAAGCCGGGGCUCCAUCAGCGUUUCUUUUUUUAACUGCCUUUGUUAAACACUCAGCGAGGUAUUAAAGCCCCGCUCAUGAACUGAGGAACACCAAAUAUGUCUGCCAUUAGAAAUAAACAAAACACUGAUAAAGACAAUAAAAACGUCUCUGUAUCAUCG
Molecule: messenger RNA, 3777 nt
Organism: Labrus mixtus (cuckoo wrasse)
Lineage: Eukaryota; Metazoa; Chordata; Actinopteri; Labriformes; Labridae
Gene: lig3
Product: ligase III, DNA, ATP-dependent
Exons: 21
Coding region: 117-3200 (1027 amino acids)
Biological process (GO): DNA biosynthetic process; mitochondrial DNA repair; double-strand break repair via alternative nonhomologous end joining
Cellular component (GO): DNA ligase III-XRCC1 complex
Molecular function (GO): DNA binding; zinc ion binding; DNA ligase (ATP) activity
Source: RefSeq, a predicted model, not a curated record